GUGUCGCCCUCCAUUCUCUCUGCUGACUUCGCCAACUUGGGUCAGGAGGUCGGCGAUGUGCUGAAGGCUGGAGCGGACUGGGUGCACGUGGACGUGAUGGAUGGCCGCUUCGUCCCCAACAUCACCAUCGGCCCUGGUGUGGUCUCCGCCCUCAGGAAGGCGCAUCCUGACUCAAUUCUUGACUGCCAUCUGAUGAUCGUGGAGCCGGAGCAGCGUGUGGAGGACUUUGCGAAGGCCGGGGCAGACAUCAUCUCCGUGCACUGCGAGGCUGCAUCCACCAUCCACCUCCACCGCACGCUGAACCAGAUCAAGAGCUUCGGUUGCCUUGCCGGCGUCGUGCUGAACCCUGGCACCCCGCUCUCCCAGAUCGAGUAUGUCCUAGAGGAGGUGGACCUGGUCCUCAUCAUGUCGGUGAAUCCCGGCUUCGGUGGGCAGAGCUUCAUCGAGUCGCA
Symbiodinium sp. CCMP2456 is the source of this 452-nucleotide messenger RNA. The record is from the annotation of a GenBank genome assembly. Lineage: Eukaryota; Dinophyceae; Suessiales; Symbiodiniaceae.